Molecule: messenger RNA, 315 nt
Organism: Bactrocera oleae (olive fruit fly)
Lineage: Eukaryota; Metazoa; Arthropoda; Insecta; Diptera; Tephritidae
Source: RefSeq, a predicted model, not a curated record
AUGACACCACAUGUGCAUCUGUGCAAUUCGCGAUCGCCGAAAAAAAUAAUAACUAAUGUAGUGCUAAUAUCGGUACCGCGACUACGGAACCUACACAGCUCCUCAGGUAGCAGCAACAAAGGUGACAACAACAGCUCCUCAAGUAGCAGCAACAAAGGUGACAACAACAGCUCCUCAAGUAGCAGCAACAACGGUGGAACCAACAGCUCCUCAAGUAGCAGCAACAACGGGGAAACCAACAGCUCCUCAAGUAGCAGCAACCUACAACAUCAGUGCAAUCUCCUGACAGCAGAACGCACUAACCGCAAAGAGUGA